CUGACAAAUGACGUUUAUCAACUGGAUAAUUUGUUGAUAUUCUAUGCCCCCCACCAUUACUUUGGCUCCUCCCAGUUGACCAAUCAUUUUCCCCAAAAAUCCAAAUUGAAAAAGAUCAACCGUCAACAACCGACAUAAAUUAAAGUGACUGUUUAUGUGGUGUUUUUUCAUGUUUUACACAAUUUUAUAACAAAUAUUGUAUUACUUUUAUAUUAUUUUAUACAUAGCGAAAAAUGCCUCCAACAAAGACAAAAAUAAUGCCAACUGGCAUCACAGUACGCAACAUUAUCCCAACAAGAACCAAAACUGGAAUUCCGCUACCAAAUGAACUGAAAAACACGAUAAGCAGUAAACGAAAAGCAGACGCUUCUCCAUCCAAAGAGAACAAACAGAAUAAAAGAAUUGCAUUUGGAGAGAGGAACAUUAAUGUAGCUGAUAAUCAGAUAAACAAAGGUAGCAAACAAGUAGAUGAAAAGGAAAAAGAUGUCAAAAAGGCGGUUGUGAUGACGAAUGCAAAGAAACUUACAGUACAGGUGAAAAAGCUUCCUUCUGUAAAAACUGUAGUAAAACCAAGACAAAAUGAAAAUUUGCCGCCUCCCGCCGCACCAGUACAGAAAAUUGUCACAAGAGGUGCUCAAAGAAGGGAGGUGGUCCCAGAUCAGACUGCCUUAAAGGCGCCUAAGGAGACGGCAAAGGAUAGUAGCAAUGUUAAUAAGGGCAAAAGGCUCAGCAAUGAAUUUGAAAAGACUGAGGAAACGCUGUAUUGUACGGCUCUUGAAGAAAUUAAUGAAAGUGUUGCUUCUACCUACUUCAGCGCGAAGAAAUCCCAACACAACCUCAGAUCAGCAAAUAAGAUGGUGGAACCUCCGUCAAAUUCAGCCAGAAGGCCAUCGGGCGUUUCAUUAGUGGCAAAACAAAUUGAAGCUAAGCUGAAUUUGAGUGAUAGUGAAGUGCCUGAAGGUGUCGAUAACUUUGACAAGGAAAAUUGGAAUGAUGUGUUACAAGUGUCACAUUACGCGAUGGAUAUUUUCAACUACCUCAAAGAAAGAGAGACAUUGUUUCAAAUCUGUGAUUAUAUGGACAGGCAGAUCUGCUUGACAAAAUGGAUGCGUUCCCUGCUUGUUGACUGGAUGGUUGAAAUUCAGGAGAGUUUUGAACUGAACCACGAAACUUUAUAUGUCGGUGUAAAGCUAGUUGACAUGUAUUUAAGCAAAAUGACAGUGUCUAGAGAGACGCUGCAAUUAGUGGGAGCCGCAGCGAUGUUUGUAGCCAGCAAAUACGACGAAAGGAUCCCGCCUCAAAUAAAAGACUUCCUGUACAUCUGCGACGGGGCUUACUCGAGACGGGACCUGAUCCGAAUGGAACUGAAUUUGCUCAAAGUGUGCGAUUUUAAUCUAGGAAUUCCGAUUAGCUACAGAUUUUUGAGAAGAUACGCAAGGUGUGCCAAAAUAGCCAUGCCAACUUUAACGUUAGCGAGGUAUAUUUUGGAGUUCUGCCUGAUGGAAUAUGAAACGGUCUUGAUAAGGGACUCGAAGCUAGCUUGUGCUGCCAUGUACCUAGCCCUCAAGAUGAAGAAAUUUCCCGGUUGGAAUGCUACCUUAGAACAUUACUCAGGAUAUAAAUUGGAAGAUUUCAAAUCCGUAGCAGUAUUAUUGAACAAAUACCUCCACCAGCCGCCAAAAUCACAAUUGAUGACUGUAAGGAAUAAGUAUUCGCACAAGAUCUUCUUUGAAGUUGCAAAAACUCCGCUCAUCCCACUAGAGGAGGUCUAACUGAAAGAUUUUUAAACCCUUACUUGGACACUAUACAAUCCGUAUUUUGAAAACUAUGUACUAGUUCGUUUUUUACUCUAUUGAAACCCUUAUGUACAAUUUUUCACAGUUUACAGUUCAAUUUGUACAUUUUUAUUGUUCGUUGUGGAAAUAAGAAUCUGAGUGUAA
Acanthoscelides obtectus is the source of this 1940-nucleotide messenger RNA. Lineage: Eukaryota; Metazoa; Arthropoda; Insecta; Coleoptera; Chrysomelidae. The record is from the annotation of a GenBank genome assembly.